Messenger RNA from Fundulus heteroclitus (mummichog), 4538 nucleotides. RefSeq names its product actin filament associated protein 1 (gene afap1). Gene Ontology annotation, cellular component: cytosol. Bases 298 to 2766 code for a protein of 822 amino acids. Gene Ontology annotation, molecular function: SH3 domain binding; SH2 domain binding. The record is from RefSeq and is a predicted model, not a curated record. Lineage: Eukaryota; Metazoa; Chordata; Actinopteri; Cyprinodontiformes; Fundulidae. The transcript has 18 exons.
CCAGAAGUGUUCUGUCCAAGCAGGCAGCAGUCAGUGGGAGUGGGGAGCAGCGGGAGGUUUGGAGGAACAGAGAGAGGAGGAGAAGUCAGAAAGCAGAGGGAGGGAUCAGAAAGAUCCGGAGAAAAAAGUUUCAACGGAACAAGGGAGCUCCAGCUGCCGGUUCGACGGAGAGACAAGCGUCAGAACGAGGGAACCGAUCCCGGCCGUGUGGAUUUGUAUCGCUUUUCUGGAGUCGGUGGGUUGGCGCCUGCUGCCGUGUGUACGUGGUCUCGAGGAUUAGAUGAGUUGGAGCUCGCGAUGAGGAGCGAGCCCGUUCUGUUCGCUUCCAGCAGGGCGAUGGAGGAGCUGGUGACUGAGCUUCGUCUGUUCCUGGACCUGCUGGACAGGGAGUACCUGAGUGCCGGGGUGCGAGAGAAAAAGGUUCACCUCUCCAACAUCCUGCACCGUGUCCUUUUGGACAAAGAACCUUCAUUUAAGUCGGAGAUCCACAGUGGUCUGCCAGCCCCACCUCAGAUGCCCCUCCCAGAGAUUCCCCACCCAUGGCUGGCUCCAAACAGCGACCCUCCUCCUCUGCCCAGCUCCUCUCUUCCAGAAGGCUACUAUGAGGAAGCAGUUCCUUUAAGUCCUGGAAAGGCUCCUGAGUACAUUACCUCCAACUAUGAUUCAGAUGCCAUGAGCAGCUCCUAUGAGUCGUAUGAUGAAGAAGAGGAAGAUGGUAAGAGUCAGAAGAUGCGUCACCAGUGGCCGUCUGAAGAGGCAUCCAUGGACCUGGUGAAAGAUGCUCGUAUCUGCGCUUUUCUGCUGCGCAAGAAACGCUUCGGCCAGUGGAGCAAACUCCUGUGUGUCAUCAAAGACAACAAACUGCUGUGCUACAAAUCAUCUAAAGACCAGACCCCACAGAUGGAGCUUACCCUGUCAGGAUGCAGCAUCAUGCACAUCCCCAAAGAUGGCAAGAAGAAGAAGCACGAGCUGAAGAUUGUCCACCAGGGGGCAGAUGCCCUGGUGCUGGCGGUGCAGAGCAAAGAACAAGCAGAGGAGUGGCUCAAGGUGAUGAGGGAGGUGUGUGUUAAUGGGAGUGCAGACCUGGAUGGGGCUGCAUCUGGAUUACCUGUCUUCAAAACAGAACUGGAGAAGAGAGCAUCGUGUGACCGCCCGAGCUCAGACGGCGAAGCAACCCACGAGAAUGGACACAGUGACAGCAAAGACCAAGGAAAAGCAAAGAAAAAUUCCAAAUCGGAGCAGAAAACUGGGACUGUUGGGAAGGGAGCCAGCAAGAAGAUCACCAAGAUCAUCAGUCUGGGGAAGAAGAAACCCUCCACGGAUGAACAGACUUCAUCUGCAGAGGAAGAUGUUCCUACCUGUGGCUACCUGAACGUGCUGUCCAAUAACCGCUGGAGGGAGCGCUGGUGCCGCCUGAAAGACAACCAGCUGCUCCUCCACAAGGACAGGGAUGACCUGAAGAGCCACAUCGCCUCGCUGCCCCUGCGAGGCUGCGAGGUCAGCCCCGGCCUUGACCACAAACACCGCUUCGCCUUCCGCCUGCUUCGCAACGGCCAGGAGGUGGCGGUGCUGGAGGCCUCCUCCUCUGAGGAGAUGGGGCGCUGGUUGGGAGUGUUACUGGCUGAGACCGGCUCCAACACCGACCCGGCCAACCUGCACUACGACUACAUUGAUGUGGAGACCACUGCCAACGUCAUCCAGCUGGCCAAGCAGUCCUUUUGUUUCACCAGCAAGCGUGCGGUCUCUCCCAGCCCGUACCGGGACAGCCAAGUCAAUGGCUACGCCUGCCCCUCUGGUAUGGCGCUGCACUAUGACGAUGUGCCCAUUAAUGGGAUGGAGCCUGAGUCGCAGUCUUCCGCUGCGAGCACAGGGGGGCGCCAGAUGAAAGAGGAUUUGCAGUAUAAGAACGCAAACCUGUAUGAGAACAUGCCCUCACCUAAGCUGGCCAAGCGCUGUCCUGCCAAGGUUUCCUCUGCUCCUGCUUCGUCCUCCUCCUCUUCUUCUGCCGGUCACUACAAAACUCCUGUUUCUAAAAUCUCCUCUCAGUUCCUCUCCGCUGACCGUAAACCUUCCGACUCUUCUCAGUUCAAGGGAAAGAAGGGCACAAGCAGCAACGGAAUGGGAUCCAAACAGAAAGCGGAGCCAAAGAGUCAUGCCAAGAAGAACGGAGUCAGUGGGGCGAAUGGGACGGCUACUUUGAAACGCAACAACUCCAACGGGGAGCAGUGCAAGUAUGGCAAGAACCGCGUCGAGGCUGACGCCAAGCGACUGCAGGCCAAAGAGGAGGAGCUGAUGAAGAAGAAGCAGGAGAUCAGGAACCAUCUGAUCCAGCUGAAGAAGGAGAGGAGAGACCUGCGCACUGCUGUGGAGGCUGCUGCAGGCAAACGUUCACAGGCGUCGCUGCUGGAACGCCUGAAGAAGGUGGAAGAGGACUGCAAGCUGAGGGAAGAGGAGCGAGUGAACCUUGAGCUGGAGCUCACUGAGGUCAAGGAGAGUCUGAAGAAAGCUCUGAGCGGGGGUGUGACCCUGGGCCUAACCAUCGAACCCAAAGCUGCCUCCUCCGGCCCGCAGUCUCCAGCCAUGCUGCGGCGAACCCAGGAGUCCUCUCCCUUCUCCAGCUGCGAUACCAGUGACACAGAGUCCUGCACACUGCCGGUCAACAGCGCAUCGCUGCUGCGCCGGCAGCAGAGCAGCCAGAAGCCCUCGCCGGUCAGAGGACAUGUCCUCAGGAAGGCUAAGGAAUGGGAGCAGAAGAGCGGCACAUAAACCCCCGGAACCCUCACAACGCCGGCCUUACUUUCCCUCCUUUCUGCUGCAGACAUUGUGUAUAUAUUUAUUUAAAACUGCUCAUACAGUCAGAGUGUGCACAAGACACAGGCAUAGUAUUAUCACCAGCUACAGCAACAAUCUAGGUUACAUAUACUGUACAGACCACUGCAUACUGCCACGGGCGGGGGGGGACUUUGAUGCUUCUUAGCAUGAUCAGCAUGCUGAGUGAUCUCUUCUUACAUUUAAAGCUUUUCUUUAAAAAAAAUUGUUGCCGCAGUUUUUAAGGAAAGAAAUCCAAGUAUUUAUUUGUAUAUUUUUAAAGGAAGUUCAGACUUUCCCUUUUUUAUUUAUGCUGGUUAUUUUUAAGGUAUUUUUAUUUUAUUUUUUAGAAUUUGUGACUCUUGACGAGCAAUGUUUUGCCUUCUUGGAGCUGUGUCCAUCACAGUCACGCUAACAAACACACACCAGAUAACAACAGAACCUCUUUAAAGAGCACGAAGAGAAGCUGGAUUACUCCAGGCUGUCACAACACUAAUGGCUGUAAGGUUGGUUUUUUUUUGUUUUUUUUACCAGAGGUGCUUCAGUUUUACAACACAGGGUGACAGACGACUUGGUACAAAGCACAUCAGGAUUUCAGCUUCAAAUAAGACCCUGGGCUUUGGAUUGCUUCCAAAAGUAGCACGAUACAGCAGAGGGAGCUACGUUUAGGCCGGCUCCCCAAAACUGGGAGUAUAGUGCAAGUGAGGCAUCUAUGAGUCACUUUUUUUAUUGUAUCAAAUCUUUUUCUCCAACUAUUUGACUUGUUUUAGAACAAAAGUUCAGCUGUAAAUCAGUUCUUGUCCUCUCACAACAGCUCCUCAUUCCUAAAUCCAAUAAACGAGGAAGGUGCAGCUAAGAAGCCUCUGAUGGCUUCAUUUGGAGCAGGCUGAAACCUCCGUUGGUGUUUUUAUGUCUAAUUGCCUAAAACCUUUGAUUCAACUUGAAAAAAGCCGGUGUGUAGGGAACGGGCCCAGGAGGGCGUCAGCAGGGGCAGGAUGACUGGACGGAUAGUGCUCCAGGCAUCUAACGGAGCGUCCAACAGCGUGGAAGAAAUUAGUUUUGUUCUCAAAGUCUUUAAAACAACUUGCACCCUGCUAAAUACUAACUUUUCAAACAUAGUGAACUUUUCAAACAGUCAAUAGUACACUGAGUCCAACUGUGACCGUAACUUCCAUCCUUAGUUCAAUUCGUUAUGACCUGUGUCAUAUUUAAAUGGUGCAUUUGCUGAUGCUGGUUGUAUUGUCUCAGCUUUCCUGCCAUUCAUAUGUCUACAAGCUGCUUUAGUGAAAUUUGACAGACGCCGCCUUAGCAUCCACAAUGCUCAGAGCUACAGAAAUGAGCAUAGCUUUUUUGUUUUUUUUCCUGCUCCACCUGGUUAGGGUACAUACGGGGAGAUCAUGAGAGGAAAGUUCAGUCAGGUCUCCGGAGGGUAUCCUUCAUUUCUGCAAGCCACUCACUGUGUUAGCAACAAGACAGCAGCGUAUACGGACUUAAAUCUUCCAAUAUUAGGCCAUGUUCACCAGUGGGAGCACAUGGCAACCUACUGGGUGUUGCAGGAGGCGGGUCUGAAGAUGUAGAGGGUAACUUGGAAUGAGGGUGCAGAUCGAUUCAUCUGUGUGUGUUUAUGCAGCACCUUAUAUAUAGUUUUUUUUCUGUUGUAUAUCUCAGACAGUCUCCAACUCGGGGACACACAUGCUUGUACAUAAGAGAAUAAACUCCUGUGACCAUCA